AGUGCUCGCAUAUCCCAGACAACCGCUCAAGUUUGUCGCCAACCACCCACUACGUUGAAGGAAGAUAGCAAUUUCCAAGACAGAGAAGCUGCAGAGUAUGGCGAACGCGUCGGACAAAGCAAGUGGCUCAUUCCCUCGACCUCCGCUGCAAAAGCAAGAUAGUGAUAAAGAUUUUGAUGACUACUUCAUUGGACCCCGCGACCUCGACCAUCACUCGAAAUGGCCCGUCUUCCUUCGCGUCCACGGCAGUGUGACACCAGAGAUGGUAUUGCCGCUCCUUUUCGUAGCCGGAUGGUCUAGUAUGAUAACAUUAAUAUCCAAGUUUGUACAUGAUCUCAGCGUAAAUCAGCUUUUACUGACCGUCCUCGGUUUCGUGGUCGGUCUUGCCUUGAGUUUCCGAAGCUCCACGGCAUAUGAGCGGUACAACGAUGGUCGCAAAUACUGGGCUCAGUUGACUUUCGCAUCCCAAAACCUUGCUCGGCUUAUAUGGAUCCAUGUUGACGAACGACAUGAGAAGGAUGGUGAACUUGGAAAACAGGAUCUCCUCGCAAAGAUCAACUGCUUGAACUUGAUUGCAGCGUUCGCUGUCUCCCUCAAGCACCAGCUGCGGUUUGAACCAUACAUGCAUUACGACGACUUGAAGCACUUGGUCGGUCAUCUGGACACCUUCGCCCGCGAUGCCGAUCAACCAGACAACCAAAAGAAACAGAAUGUGUUCAAGACAGCAGGCCAGUUCCUUGGGCUACCUAUGGCCGAAUCUAAUCCACGCAAGCUCCUAAAGCGCUCACGCGUUCCUCUCGGUAACCUACCACUCGAGAUCCUAAGUCACUUGAGUGUCUAUAUGAAGUCAAUCUACGACAACGGCACAUUCAAAGUUUCCAUCUAUCAAACACAGUCGCUCAAUGCGCUCACAACAUUCAACGAUGUGCUGGUAGGCACCAACCGCAUCCUCUCCACGCCGCUUCCCCUCGCUUAUAGCAUUGCGAUCAGCCAAAUAACAUGGGUGUACAUUCUCCUACUGCCUUUCCAGCUUUACAGGUUGUUACAAUGGAUCACAAUCCCGGCGAGCGUAUUUGCAGCAUACAUUAUCCUGGGCAUCGCUCUUAUCGGUCGCGAAAUUGAGAACCCGUUUGGAGAAGACGUGAAUGAUCUCCCACUGGAAGCCUUCUGUCUGCAGAUCAGAAAGGACAUCGACAUCAUCAUGAGUAAACAACCCCCCAGCAUCGAGCAAGUGGUCAUGCACCCUGACAACCAGCUUCUCUAUCCGUUGAGCGAUUUGGGCAGUGCAGGUUGGGCGGCAAAAACUGUUGAUGAGAUCAGGGACGCAUUAUCGAGUAAGCCUGGCCUGCACUACCCAUUGGUAGAGCACGGCGAACAUCCUAAGCCGAGCCACCCUCAUAGUACUGGUACCCGUCGCCGGACGACAAGCCAUGAUCGUGCUGAGAUGGGUGAAGCCGGACAAGGUGCAAGUGGCGGCGAUGGCGGCGACUGAUCGGUUACCAAGCGGGGAACGUUUGCUAGCCAUGUUCAGUAUUCAAAUACCUACCGAAUGCAUGGGUAAUACCUCUCGAGACUCAGACAUGGUGAAAGCGCCGUUUUCGCCCAUGAGCACUGCGGUUUCAAGGAAAGAGAGGCGUUCACCCGUGAUCGAAUCGGCUUCUCGGUUUCAUCAGAUUCUCGAUAAUGUUUU
This is a messenger RNA of Boeremia exigua, 1690 nucleotides long. Its product is annotated as Bestrophin, RFP-TM, chloride channel-domain-containing protein. Gene Ontology annotation, molecular function: chloride channel activity. The coding region runs from base 98 to 1492 and encodes 464 amino acids. NCBI's taxonomy places the organism in Eukaryota, Fungi, Ascomycota, Dothideomycetes, Pleosporales, Didymellaceae. The transcript has 3 exons. The record is from RefSeq and is a predicted model, not a curated record.